Molecule: messenger RNA, 1081 nt
Organism: Haliotis rufescens (red abalone)
Lineage: Eukaryota; Metazoa; Mollusca; Gastropoda; Lepetellida; Haliotidae
Exons: 2
Coding region: 212-1081 (289 amino acids)
Molecular function (GO): 3'-5'-RNA exonuclease activity
Source: RefSeq, a predicted model, not a curated record
AGGACUGAACUGGCACAGAAAAGGUAGUGCUACCCUUGAAUUUAUUAGAUCAACUUGUACUGCAUUUGGUAAGGAUGCCUGUGAAAAAAGUGGGAAACCAAAAGAAUUCUUUGAAUUCAUUGAAAAGCCAGUUCUGUUAGAUUCAUUCAGACACAAUAGAUUUAAUGUACCAUUUGUAAAUGCUUCAUAUGCAUAUUACCACUUACAGGAUAUGCUUAAUUUCAUUAGCACCUUAGGCCCUGAUAAAAACAAACUAAUGAAAGCCAUUGAAUUAGAUGCUAAAGAUAAACUAAUUAUUGCUGGUGUCCGGGCUAUGGGAAUUCUGGAAAGACAAAUUACGACGCCACUGAUGAAGCUAAUGGUUAAAAAAAAUAUUACUGCAAUAGAUGUCUCAUACUAUUAUACUAUCCUUCACAGUUUAAUAAAAACAUGGUCAAGUGAUCCCUCCGAAUUACUGGAUGGAAGUUCAUGUUUAUUUAACAAUAUUCAACCUGUUAAAGAUUAUGUUUAUGACAGUUUGUACAUGAAUGUUGAGGAAGAUAUUCAAUCUCUAACUUAUCAAGCUCUCUCUGUGGGCUGCAUAAGUUUUCUUGUCGUAACUGAGCGUAUGCUCAAAGACCAUUUACCUGGUGGCAGAUUUCAUUGUCCUUCAGCAAUUAUCAUUCAGGAAACUUCAGGUGUUCCAAAACAUAACAUUGCAACUGAAAGAUUAUUUUCAGGCCUUGAUCGUUUAAUACAUAAAAUGCCAAAUGCAAACACAAUUGGAAUUGAGGGAAUUUUACUUUGGUCACUGAAUAAAAGUGUGGACUAUCUUGACUCAUUGUCACCUGCAGAGAGAGAAAGAUUAAUUGGAAAAGCCAGGUCAGCUGCACCAGCAAUGCUUGUUAAAUACAGAGAAAGAAAGAGACUUAUUAAACAAAAAAGAAAAGAAAAAGUAAACGAGAGAGCAGAGAAACAAGCUGCUAAGGAAAAUCAAGCAAUACAUAAUAGACUGUCUAUCAUCCAUAAAGUAAACAAUUUUGACCCAAUCCUGACCCAAUGUCUUUCGUUGUCGGAGCCCUCCCUGCAUUCAUACCGGUAA